Messenger RNA from Fusarium graminearum PH-1, 1236 nucleotides. RefSeq names its product thioredoxin reductase. The coding region runs from base 123 to 1115 and encodes 330 amino acids. Gene Ontology annotation, molecular function: thioredoxin-disulfide reductase (NADPH) activity. Gene Ontology annotation, biological process: removal of superoxide radicals. Gene Ontology annotation, cellular component: cytoplasm. Lineage: Eukaryota; Fungi; Ascomycota; Sordariomycetes; Hypocreales; Nectriaceae. The record is from RefSeq and is a predicted model, not a curated record. The transcript is spliced from 4 exons.
UGUUCUCCUCAACCUUUAAACGUGUUACACUUCGUUCAAGCGCUGGCCUAUCGAUUGCGGCAGCGGCAGCUACAUUCCAAAAAACAACUAGAAAACCAGCCGUCGAGUUUGGUGUAAGGAAAAUGCACAGCAAGGUUGUCAUUAUCGGUUCUGGGCCUGCUGCCCACACGGCUGCUGUCUACUUGGCACGAGCCGAGCUGAAGCCCGUUCUCUACGAGGGUUUCAUGGCCAACGGUAUCGCCGCUGGCGGUCAAUUGACCACCACCACCGAAGUUGAGAACUUCCCCGGUUUCCCCAAGGGUAUCAUGGGAGGCGAGUUGAUGGACAACAUGCGAGCCCAGUCCGAGCGCUUCGGCACAGAAAUCAUCACCGACACCGUCGCUACCCUCGACCUCUCUUCCCGCCCCUACAAGUACACAACCGAGUUCUCCCCCGAGGAGACACACACCGCCGAGACCGUCAUCCUCGCUACCGGCGCCUCAGCCCGCCGUCUUAACCUCCCCGGCGAGGACAAGUACUGGCAGAACGGCGUCUCGGCCUGCGCUGUCUGCGACGGAGCCGUCCCCAUCUUCCGCAACAAGCCUCUCUUCGUCAUUGGUGGUGGUGACUCCGCCGCCGAGGAGGCCACUUUCCUCACAAAGUACGCCAGCCACGUUACCGUCCUCGUCCGUCGCGAUGUCCUUCGUGCCAGCCGAACCAUGGCCAACCGACUUCUUAACCACCCCAAGUGCACCGUCUUGUUCAACAGCGGUGCCACUGAAAUCCGAGGUGGCGAGGAUGGCCUCAUGAGCCACCUCGUUGUCAAGAACAAUAAGACUGGCGAGGAGAAGGUUCACGAGGCCAACGGUCUGUUCUACGCCAUCGGCCACGACCCCGCCACGACCCUCGUCAAGGGUCAGGUUGACAUGGAUGAGGAUGGUUACAUCAAGACCAUCCCUGGUACAACAUACACCAACGUCGAGGGUGUCUUUGCCGCUGGUGAUGUCCAGGACAAGCGAUACCGACAGGCUAUCACCAGUGCCGGUACUGGAUGCAUGGCUGCCCUCGAGGCUGAGAAGUUCCUCGCCGACCACGAGGAUGACGAGCGAGCCGACGAGCGACCCAACCCCAACUAAGAAAUCAAAAUAAGACACAUAGAAACUUCAAUAUAGACUUGCCCCAUUUUAGACAUGAUAUAGAAAUCUGCAUAAAAAGCAUGAGCAGUCAAUAGACUUUCAAUCUAAUUCAUUUAGCGUU